GCCUAAUGUUGAGCCCACAUUACUUACGUGUCACGUGUUGACGGUAAAACCCCAGAAGCGGCUUCGCUCGCCGUGCUGCGCAACCCCAAGCAGAGAGGAGAGAUUAUGAUGAGCUUCCUAAGGAGAUCCAUCGGCAGCCUUUCCAAAUCGAAACUGGCUUCGACCGUCCCGUUUUCCUCCGCUUCACAUCCUUAUGCAAUCCGAAAAUCGUUGAUAACCCUUGCACAAACAGGAGCAUCAAGGCAAGCCAUUCCCGAUUCUGGUCUCAUGAGCCUGGUCUCAAAUGGAGCUAAGGGACUGUUGUUUGGCUUUCGGAAUCCCCAACGUAUGGAAUCUUGUCCAGUGAACAUCAGGCCCUCUUGCUUGUUGUCUAGAUCUUUUGCCUCGAGAACUUCUAAAGAACCUGGGAAACAUCAGAAUAAGGCUAAGAAAGAGGUGGUGACUGUGGAGGAUCCUUUUGAUUCUCCGACGUACCAUAUCCCGGAGAAGCCGGUAACCUUUACAGAAGGUGCUUCCUACAGUUUUGUUAUUCUGGCCGGGCUUGCGGUCGCUGGGGCUUCUGGGUACGCUGUCUUUAAAGAGCUCAUAUUUCAACCAAAAGAGUACAAGGUCUUUGACAAAGCGUUGAAGAGAAUUCAAGAUGACGGUCAGGUGAGGGUAAGGAUUGGAUCCCCCAUCACAGGCUACGGACAAGAAACCAGAAACCGAGCUGCUCGCCAACGUAUACCUAACAGAGUAUUUACAGAUGAAGACGGAGUCGAGCAUGUGGAGGUAAACUUCUUCAUCCGUGGGCCUCGCGGAGCCGGGAAAGUGUACACAGAGAUGUUUAAAGACAAGGCAGAUAAGGAAUGGAAAUACACAUACCUGAUCGUAGAUAUUUUAGCUCCCUCCCCAGCCAAACUGAUGCUGGAGUCCUACUUGCCCGCCUAGACACAACUCUCUUAUAUCUAUUUUAUUGUGAUUCAGUUUGGUCCAGUAAACACUCAUAAAAGGCUAGAUUGUUUUAUCAGUUAAGCGUUAUUGAGAACAACGAGUGUGACAGUUUUACACUUGUGCUUUAGUUUUAUCAUCAAUUCUGGGAUCAGACAUCUGUUGCACUAGCAUUGCUAAAUUGAAACACAUAAGUUUUCAUA
Molecule: messenger RNA, 1133 nt
Organism: Brassica oleracea var. oleracea
Lineage: Eukaryota; Viridiplantae; Streptophyta; Magnoliopsida; Brassicales; Brassicaceae
Product: probable mitochondrial import inner membrane translocase subunit TIM21
Exons: 9
Coding region: 106-930 (274 amino acids)
Biological process (GO): protein import into mitochondrial matrix
Cellular component (GO): TIM23 mitochondrial import inner membrane translocase complex
Source: RefSeq, a predicted model, not a curated record